AUGAAGAAAUCUAAUGCGACGCCGCCCGGCAUAUAUCACAAAACUACCUUGGAUGCAACAAGACUGGCUUCCACAACUAUCUCUCGCGCUGCUGUGAAGAGAACAUUUGACGAGUUGAAUGACUCCCCCUCAUUCCCUAAUCGCGCCCAUCGCCAAACUAAACUUUCCAAGCAAACUGACUUUCUCCGCCCAACUCUCAAAGAUGAUAGUCCGGGGACUUUAAAGGCAAGUGAAAUUGACAAUAUCACGGUUCCAGAUUAUUCCGAGUAUUCACAGAGAAGGCAUCUUGCUUUGACGCCAACCCCAACAAUAAACCCCUUGCUUGAUUUAGCACAUCCUGCAUAUCAACUACCGCGUCAAUUAACCGACAACUUUGCUGCCUUGGGGAUCAAAUCCAUAUACCCAUGGCAAUCAGAAUGUCUUUUGCGUAGUGGUGCACUUGCUGGAGGACGUAAUCUUGUCUACACUGCUCCGACAGGGGGUGGGAAGUCACUUGUUGCAGAUGUCCUCAUGCUCAAGAAGAUCAUACAAACCCCGGAGAAGAAAGCUUUCUUGGAGCAAGGUGUGCAAAUAGUUGGUAUGAGCGCAACUCUCGAUGUGCUACCUUUUGUCGAUGCUGUCGAUCCAAUUAUCAUGAAUAGACGACGCGAUCUUUUGAGUGAUCUAAGAAAUACGAGUAGUGGUCUGGAUCAAGUGCUGGAGAGAACAGUUCUCAUGGGUGUGGCGUUUCAUCGACGGGUAAUAUUACAUGGUGCUAGGAUGGGAUCUGAUUUGGUCGGACCUUCAAUGCUCCGUCAAAUGAGAGGUAGAGCUGGGCGUAAAGGGAAAGAUGAAAUUGGCGAAACAUAUCUUUGUUGCGAAAAAUCCGACCUCGAGUCCGUUACCGGGCUCAUGGAAGCCGAGAUUCCGUCAGUAGAGAGUUGUUUAGUGCCAGGAAAGCGCGGUAUGAAAAGGCAAUCAUUUUUAUACGAAGCUACACGCCUCGAACAGGCUGUUGUGGCUUCUUCUCUCGCCCCGGAAGAUGGCUUAUUCGUUUACAAGGAAUUACGGAAAUCUCUCAAGACAUUUGUACUAGACGGCGAAAUGCAUGCGCUUUACACUUUCACGCCUGUUCAAGUGGUGCAGGGCAACAUUAAUUGGCAAAUAUUCCGUAAGGAGGUUGAUAUGCUUGAUGAAAGCAACCUUAGAGUUCUUGGUUUCGUCGGUCUUAAGCCACUAUUGAUCAACAAAAUGGCACAUGGAGGGUCGAUGAAGGAGUCAACGCCUGAAGAAAUCGAAACCGUUCGGGUGUACAAGAGGUUCUACACAGCUUUGCAGCUUCGAGACUUGUGCAACGAGAUGCCGGUUCAUGUAGUUGCUCGCAAAUAUGACUUACCACGAGGAACCAUACAAAACUUGGCCCAGACAUGUCAUGGCUUCGCUGCAGGAAUGAUUAAGUUCUGUGAGAAAAUGGAUUGGGGAGCACUAGCUGCGGUGCUUGAUCACUUCUCUGAUCGACUCAAAGCUGGGGCCAAAUCUGAUCUGCUCGCCUUGGCUGACAUAACAUUCAUCAAAAGUCGGACGGCAAGGAUCUUCUGGGACAAUGGUUAUAAAACAGUUGGUGCGAUCGCGGGAGCAGAUUCCAAGGAAUGA
Molecule: messenger RNA, 1632 nt
Organism: Sclerotinia sclerotiorum 1980 UF-70
Lineage: Eukaryota; Fungi; Ascomycota; Leotiomycetes; Helotiales; Sclerotiniaceae
Exons: 8
Coding region: 1-1632 (543 amino acids)
Source: RefSeq, a predicted model, not a curated record